AGCAAAUUGGUUAUGGUAACUGAGGAGCGGCUUGUGGAUGAAUUAAGAAAACAGAAGGUCGGCAUUGUCCGAAAGCUGUGCAAAGCAUGCAACAUUGAUUCAAAGGGAUCCCGUGAUGACCUUAUUCUGAGACUCCGUAACGAAAUGAAAAAUAGACAUUCAUAUGACAAAGUCUUCCAGAAAAUCUGGGGUGCUUCUGGUGGCUGGGCUGUUAUUGCAUGCCCCCAUGGCAUUGUAUACAGCCUAAAAUUCAAUUUGAGGGCAGAGUCUCCUCGGGACUUCGCUGAUCUUCUCAUGUCAUGGAAGCACCUUCCUAAUGUAUCAGUGUAUGACUUCGCCCGUGGUCUCACCACUCAUACCAACUUGCGGUUUCCUGAUGUAAUGCCCUUUCAGCCAAACGAAGGAAGACUGGCAGAAUGUACCCCUGACAAUAUCACAGCAGCUCAAAAAGGAAAACUCGAAGUAUCUCUGUCAUGGUUACUUGAAAAGAAAGUAAAUCCUGACCCUGAAAGCCAUCCUACAACUGGAUCCUCCUGCCAUUUUGCCCUGUAUGAUAAAUUUCAUGAAUCCAACACAAAGGAUCAACGGGAUGUGCUGAGAAGGAUUAACCUUGUACCAGAACUGCAGGGAUGGCUAAACAGUCAAGUGGUUGAGCAGCUUUUUGGAGUCAUGAAGAAAAACAACUAUUUUCUAAACAACAUGGCACCGUCAACACACGUUUUUAUGAUGCGGAACAUAAUUCACCAUCGCAACGUUGGAACAAACCAGCAACUUUUGGACCAGCAACUGCAUAAAGGCCUUAAAUUCCACCACAUGCACACAAUUGCCCUGAAUGAAGUAGGACAAGCUGUGUUGAAAGAGGCCUUUCUGUCAUCUACUGUUCAAUCCUCCACUGAUUUGCUGCAGGAAAGAUCUUUUCAGUCUUCAUCUGACAUGGGAAAUGUCCAGUGUGGAUUGCAAUGCGAAGCGCUCACAACAUUUGGUAACAUAAAAGCCUGUAGAAGUUCAUGGACACUGGGAAAUCACCCUAAUCAAGAGAAACUGCUGUCCUAUGUCCUGGACUCUGAAAGGCCAGGAAAUGAGCUCAUAGUCAGGAUUGGAAAAACCUGUUUGACAAGAGAAGACUUUCUGUCCUUAGGCACGUCCCAAGACAUGGAGGCAACCAUUGGAAAUUGCUGCUUUGAACUGAUAACGGAAAUGGCCAAAUCAUGUGGGAAAGACAUUUUCAUCGCUGACCUGUACGUUGUCCCAACCUGGCUGCCACCACAUAAUUGUGACCCAAUGCUCAGCCUGCCUAAUGACGCACCUGUAAAAGACCUCCUGUUAAUACCCAUUUGGGUAUCAAAUCCGGGUCACUUCAUGUUGUGUUGGACUUGCAAAGCGUUUGGUUCCAGGACACUGGACUGAAAAAACUGGCUUGCAGUUAAAGGUAAAGAUUUAUUUUCUUCAUUGUUUAUUUAGUUGUGUUCAACUGACAUAUAUUCUUUACAACAUUUCAGGACCUUCCAGGACAACCCUUUGGAAAUGACUGUGGCAUAUUUAUGCUAAUGGUAGGUCAACCACUACUUGUAUAUUUAAAAUUAAGCAGUUUUAUAUAAAAAAACUACAUGAUGUUUCUUUGUACAGUAUGCCUUGUACAUCGUCCUGGAUGCACCCUUUGACUUUUCAGUUGUGAGUAGUUUCAACCUAUUUCAACGAAACCUUGUUUUAAUUUAGUUG
This is a messenger RNA of Astyanax mexicanus (Mexican tetra), 1719 nucleotides long. RefSeq lists its product as uncharacterized. The record is from RefSeq and is a predicted model, not a curated record. NCBI's taxonomy places the organism in Eukaryota, Metazoa, Chordata, Actinopteri, Characiformes, Acestrorhamphidae. The transcript is spliced from 10 exons. The coding region runs from base 13 to 1407 and encodes 464 amino acids.